AGAAAAGAGAGGCGCUGGUGCCCAAAGUCACUCAGCAAGAAAGUGGCUCGCCAGGACACAAGUCCUACGCCUAAGUGGUUCCAAAGACCAGCGACGCGUUCCGCGGCCUCUCCGGCCGGGAGAACCUCUGCAAGAACAAAGCCGUCAUUCCCCACCCUGGCCCCCUCCCUCCCCACACAAGGCGCUUCUGUGUGGCUGUCCUUCCAACACACACGUACGCACGCGCGCACACGCCCAGACAUGCAGGGCCCAGCCUCUGGCCCCUGGGGAGAGCCGCACCCUUUCACCCGGUGGGGGGUAGGGACCCGCAGCGCGACCGCCAAAACGCGCUACGCAGGCUUGGAGCCUGCACUUCCCGCCUGCUCUCAGGAGACACCGCCAGGGGGCGCCUUCCCGAAUCUGGCUGCGUUGGUUAGGUGGCCGUGGGAAGACCACAUCUGCCUCGCAGGUGCCCCUGCCCAGAGCAAACAGUGGCCGAGAGCCCCGAGGCCUUGGAGAUAAGCCCGGGUCAGGAUAUAUCCGACACCAGGGCCAAGAAGCAGGGGAGCGCAGGGUUCCUGGGACAGCGGCAUUGGAUGCGCCCGGAAGGCGGUGAGUGAGGCCCCAGCACGCCCAUGGACCCUGUACCGGCAGCAGACCCCUCCGCGCCCCCAGGCCCUUUGACUCACCUGAGCCCGCCGGACAGCUCGGAGGCGCGGCCGCGGAGCGGAGCCGACGGGCGGAGCCUCCCGGGCAGCUGGACCAGCUGCCAGCCUGCACCCACCCCCGGGUCACCCCCAGAGCAUGUCACGGUCCUGAGGGAAGGCGUGCGCCAGUGCCUACAGCAACAGUGUGAGCAGACGGUGUGGAUCCUGCAUGCCAAGGUGGCUCAAAAAUCAUAUGGAAAUGAGAAGCGGUUCUUCUGCCCCCCGCCCUGUGUCUACCUCGCAGGUCCCGGCUGGAGGGUGAAGCCAGUGCAAGGCCAAGCCCACCAGCCAGGGGAAACCGGACCCACGGUCUGCGGUUACAUGGGACUGGAUGGCGCGUCCGGCAGCGCCGCCGAGACGCAGAAGUUGAAUUUCGAAGAGCGGCCAGACUCCAGGGAAUUCGGUUGCGCCAAGACCCUGUACAUCUCGGACGCAGACAAGAGGAAGCACUUCCGGCUGGUGCUGCGGCUGGUGCACCGGGGGGGCCGGGAGCUAGGCACCUUCCACAGCCGCCUCAUCAAGGUCAUCUCGAAGCCCUCGCAGAAGAAGCAGUCGCUGAAGAACACUGACCUGUGCAUAUCCUCGGGCUCAAAGGUCUCCCUCUUCAACCGCCUGCGCUCCCAGACGGUCUCCACGCGCUACCUGUCCGUGGAGGACGGCGCCUUCGUGGCCAGCGCGCGCCAGUGGGCUGCCUUCACGCUCCACCUGGCUGAUGAACACUGUUCCCAGGGGGACUUCCCGCCUCGAGAGGGCUACGUCCGCUAUGGCUCCCUAGUGCAACUCGUCUGCACUGUCACGGGCAUCACACUACCUCCAAUGAUCAUCCGCAAAGUGGCCAAACAGUACGCACUCCUCGACGUGGACGAGCCCAUCUCCCAGCUGCACAAGUGUGCGUUCCAGUUCCCCGGUGAGCCUGCCGGAGAGGGUGGCACUUACUUAUGCCUCGCCGCAGACAAGGUGGUGCAAUUCCAGGCCUCCCCCUGCCCCAAAGAGGCGAACAGGGCGCUGCUCAAUGACAGCUCUUGUUGGACCAUCAUCGGUACCGAGUCAGUGGAGUUCUCCUUCAGCACCAGCCUGGCGUGGACCCGGGAACCCGUCACCCCAGUGCCCCUCAUCAGCACCCUGGAGCUGAGUGGUGGGGGAGACGUGGCCACGCUCGAGCUCCACGGCGAGAACUUCCACGCGGGGCUCAAGGUGUGGUUCGGGGACGUGGAGGCCGAAACCAUGUACAGGAGCCCGCGGUCCCUGGUGUGCGUGGUGCCCGACAUCGCCGCCUUCGGCAGCGACUGGCGCUGGCUGCGCACACCCAUCACAGUGCCCGUGAGCCUGGUGCGCGCCGACGGCCUCUUCUACCCCAGCGCCUUCUCCUUCACCUACACCCCCGAGUACAGCGAGCGGCCCGGCCCCCCGGGCGCCCCCGAGCCCGCCGCCGAUGCCGACGCGCUGCUCGAGAGCAUCCACCACGAGUUCACGCGCAGCAACUUCCACCUCUUCAUCCAGACUUAGGUCCGCGCCCACGCCCGGCCGGGCCUCCCUGGGGCCCGAGCUCCGCCCCUGCCCCUUUGCUGGGAAGUCAAGGCCAGAGCCUGGGCGGCGGAGGGCCCUCGCCGGAGAAACUGCCACUCACUCGUCCACCUGAGUGAUGCUGUCCAGUCACCAGCGUGGCUCUCCCCGUGUUUGUCUGUCUCUCUAAAUCAAGCAGUCUCUCUCUCUCUCUCUCUCCCCCACAGUACCUUUGCACAUCUCCCCAUUUGUGUGUCCCCAUGCCUCCAACUUUGUCUGUUUCUCCCUGUGUCUCAGUAGGAUUUCACACACUCUUAAGAGCCAGGCCUGGGACAUUUACCUUCUGUGCAGUUGUGUAUCCUCUUGAAGAGGACCCACACAGUUCCACACACCCAGGCCUGGAGCACCAUGUCCUGCAUGGACUGCUAGCUCUGACCCCGAAUGCCAGCUUCCACCUAGAUCCCCAGGUCGGGCCUAAAGUGCUGGCUCUCACCUGGAGCACCCGGCACUGCCCGGAGCACUGGAUUCCACUUGGAGCACCGGGUCACUCCUAGAGCUCUGGGUC
Molecule: messenger RNA, 2754 nt
Organism: Acinonyx jubatus (cheetah)
Lineage: Eukaryota; Metazoa; Chordata; Mammalia; Carnivora; Felidae
Gene: RBPJL
Product: recombination signal binding protein for immunoglobulin kappa J region like
Exons: 12
Coding region: 615-2192 (525 amino acids)
Biological process (GO): regulation of transcription by RNA polymerase II
Cellular component (GO): nucleus
Molecular function (GO): DNA-binding transcription activator activity, RNA polymerase II-specific; RNA polymerase II cis-regulatory region sequence-specific DNA binding
Source: RefSeq, a predicted model, not a curated record